Molecule: messenger RNA, 183 nt
Organism: Schizophyllum commune H4-8
Lineage: Eukaryota; Fungi; Basidiomycota; Agaricomycetes; Agaricales; Schizophyllaceae
Exons: 2
Coding region: 1-183 (60 amino acids)
Source: RefSeq, a predicted model, not a curated record
AUGCAGUUCUUCCGCGGCAGCUUGAUCCUUGCGAUCGCUUUCGUCUUGCCCGCCGUCACCGCCUCCCCCGUCGCUGUUGGCGUACGACGCGAGCUCAAGCCGGUCAAGGUCGGAGGCGAGUCCCGACUGGCCGUACGAGGCGAAUACCUCGGCGAGCGUCAGGCUGGGUCGAGCGACUGGUAG